UGUAUACGUUUUUGUGUAGAAAUGGAAGGAAAUGCUAUGAGGAUUUAUUGGUGCUUCUUUUCAUCCUUUUCUCUGGCAAAUUUCAACAUAUUGAAGGUCCAAGUCUCAUUCAGUGAAGUUCCCACAAUGAUACCAUCACUGAUAAGCAUGUUACUGGGAAAGAAGUGGGACUAGAGCUGUAUAAUCAACAGUUGACACUGCAGUUUGCAGUCACCUUAGUAUGGAUUAUUCAUCCCAUCAGACACACUUCAAUGUUGAUGAUUAUGCUUCUGAAUGUGAUAUUGAUUCAGAAGCACUAAAAGAGGCCAGCACUGUGGAUGCUCCAACCGAAGACAUGUUUCCCGAAGACUUUAAUGGGCAAUCGUCCAAUGUGAUGUGGAUGGGUAGCAUGUUUGAAUCUGAUCGCGAUGACAUGGAAACCAUGCCUGACCUUGACAUGCCUAAUUUGGACCUUGGUGUUUCAGCACCGUACAGCAGUCCUACUCAAGAUGCCAUCUUUGCUGAUGACAGUAGCAUGCUUCACUUCUACGAUUCUGAAGAUCGUGCCAUAGUGCCAGGCAUGUGUGGACUGCGCAACCUUGGGAACACUUGCUACAUGAACUCUGCUCUACAGUGCUUGCUGAACUGCAGUGCGUUGGUGAAGUACUUUCUUGAAGACUUUGAGAUGGACGCAAACACAAAGGAUUCCCUGACGGGCCACUUGGCGCGGCUCGUCGUCAGCGUGUGGAAGGGGGAUAAGUACACGAUCACGCCGACCGAAUUCAAGAAUUGCCUCGGAAACACGUUUCCUCAGUUCAGCGGCUGUCGACAGCACGACUCUCAGGAGUUUCUCGCUCUCAUGCUGGAUUCGCUGCACGAAGAUCUCAAUCUUGCGUCUGCGAAGAGCUUCAUGUCUAAUCACCCAUCGAGCCAGCCGGACACGCCGCCGGACGACGGCAAUGCGUGCUGCGACGCCGCCGCCGCAGUGCCGCAGGACGCAUGCACGUACAACAACUGUGCCGUCGAGCGUUCGCCGGCGACGUGCUCGGCACAGCGGCAGGACAUGGAGGAAGACAGCAACGAGUCGUCCGUCUCCGUGCAGAGCUCCGACGCUCAGCUGUCCCUCGGCGUCACGAUGAUCGACAUAAAAUCCAACCUGCUGUCCGCAGUCGCGCUCGACUCGACGGACCGCAGCGGCGGGAUCGAUCCUCCUGAUGCCACCGAGGAUAAACUCUCUGGAACCUUCCCGGGAGCAAUCCCCGCGGUGCCGGAAGUCGACAGAAACGAGCGCGCCGGCGUGGCGACGUUGACGGACGCGAAGAAGCUCUUCGAUGUGCCGCCCCCGCCACCGGGCGGUCGCGAGAAGAACGAGCUCGCGGCGAACAACGCCGAGGGGAUCCUGCCGGCGGGCAUCGAGGAGUUCUACCGGAAGGACGUGAAGGUCGCGAACACGAACGUGCUCGUCACCGAGGACGCGCGCGGCGUCACGCACAGCGACAAGUUUGCGCGCUCGCCCGGCCGCCCCGCGCCGACGCCGCCGCUCACCUUCGACAACCUGCACGGCGGCACGUACCCGUGCACGAUCUGCAAGAUGAUGCCCUGCCCGCGGGUGAAGGACGUCAACCUGCACGCGCGGCGGUCCGACGUGGUGGCCGACCCGCGCGGCAAGCCGGCGACAAUGAUGACGACGACGGCGGCUGAACUCGGCAACGCAUUCACCGCGAACAACUGCAAGCGCAACCGUUGCUUCGACGAUGACGACGACGGCGACAGCAACGGCGAAGAGAGGGUGCCGGCAGCGCUGCAGAAGCGCUUCAAGAACGCCGUGCGCGCGCCGCCGCAGUCGUCGCCGGACCGCGUCGCCGUGGCGACGUCGGACGUCUCGUGCGAGAACAGCGAGGACGUGGGAUGCAGCAGCGGCGGCGGCGGGACCACGCAGCCGUCCACGACCGACCUCGACGCGGAGGAGGCCGACGCGGCGUGGUGGAAGCACCACUCGAAGCACAAGUCCGUCGUCGUCGACACGUUUCAGGGACAGUUCAAAAGCAUGGUGCGUCGUCGCUCGCAAAGUGAAGAGUCUGCUUGA
Molecule: messenger RNA, 2065 nt
Organism: Priapulus caudatus
Lineage: Eukaryota; Metazoa; Priapulida; Priapulimorpha; Priapulimorphida; Priapulidae
Exons: 7
Coding region: 221-2065 (614 amino acids)
Biological process (GO): protein deubiquitination
Molecular function (GO): cysteine-type deubiquitinase activity
Source: RefSeq, a predicted model, not a curated record